AUGGCGUCCACAGCUGUAUCGCCAGCCUUCUGCGGCAUCCCGAAGAAAUCCGCCGCCGCCGCCGCCGCCGCUAGGGCUUCUCUCAGCGCCCCUACUACCGGAUUCCUCUCCAGAACCCCCGUCCGACGCCUCGGCUUCGCCGCCGGCAACCCCCUCUUCUCCGACCACGUCGCCGCCAAGCUGCGAUCGUUCGGGAGCUCAAAUGGCAAGCCGGUUAGAGGCGUUUUCGCCAUGGCGAAGAAGAGCGUCGGAGACCUAACUGCGGCUGACCUCAAGGGCAAAAACGUCUUUGUGAGGGCCGACCUCAAUGUGCCUCUCGAUGAGAACCAGAACAUUACUGACGACACGAGGAUUAGAGCUGCUAUCCCCACCAUUAAGCAUCUAAUUAACAAUGGCGCUAAAGUCAUUCUUUCCAGUCACUUGGGUCGCCCCAAAGGUGUCACACCAAAAUAUAGUCUUGCACCUCUUGUUCCCAGGCUCUCUGAACUGCUCGGUAUUCAGGUCGUGAAAGCCGAUGACUGCAUUGGCCCAGAGGUUGAAAAAUCGGUGGCCUCGCUGCCUGAAGGUGGCGUCCUCUUGCUUGAGAACGUGAGGUUUUACAAAGAGGAAGAAAAGAACGAGCCCGAUUUUGCAAAGAAACUUGCCUCAUUGGCUGAUCUUUAUGUGAAUGAUGCAUUUGGAACUGCACACAGAGCACAUGCCUCUACUGAGGGAGUUACAAAGUUCUUGAAGCCUUCAGUCGCUGGUUUCCUUUUGCAGAAGGAGCUUGAUUAUCUUGUUGGGGCAGUUUCCAGCCCAAAGAGGCCUUUUGCCGCCAUUGUGGGGGGUUCAAAGGUUUCCUCUAAGAUUGGAGUGAUUGAAUCUCUUCUCGAGAAGUGUGAUAUACUGCUACUGGGCGGAGGCAUGAUAUUCACAUUCUAUAAAGCACAAGGGCUCUCAGUAGGGUCGUCCCUAGUCGAAGAAGACAAGCUGGAUCUUGCCACAUCACUAUUGGAGAAGGCCAAGGCCAAGGGGGUUAGCCUCUUGCUACCCACUGAUGUUGUUAUAGCCGACAAAUUUGCCCCAGAUGCAAAUAGCAAGGUUGUGCCGGCAUCUGCUAUUCCAGAUGGGUGGAUGGGAUUGGAUAUUGGACCGGAUUCUGUGAAGACUUUUAAUGAUGCCCUUGAGACUACAAAGACAGUUAUUUGGAACGGACCAAUGGGAGUUUUUGAGUUCGACAAGUUUGCCGUGGGCACAGAGGCAAUUGCAAACAAGCUAGCUGAACUUAGUCCCAAGGGAGUGACUACAAUAAUUGGGGGUGGAGAUUCUGUUGCGGCAGUGGAGAAAGUUGGGGUUGCUAAUGUUAUGAGCCACAUAUCGACUGGUGGUGGGGCUAGCUUGGAGCUCUUGGAAGGCAAAGAGUUGCCUGGUGUACUUGCUCUAGAUGAAGCCACGCCAGUUUCCGUGUAA
This is a messenger RNA of Striga hermonthica, 1449 nucleotides long. Lineage: Eukaryota; Viridiplantae; Streptophyta; Magnoliopsida; Lamiales; Orobanchaceae. The record is from the annotation of a GenBank genome assembly.